UUUGAACUUUUGAAUUCUACUGCAAAAUGUCAUUUGACAUUGACAUUGUGACAAGUAAAAUUUUGACAAUUAGUGAUUUAGUUUAUAAUCAUGGAAAUCGCAUUUUUUUUCGCUAAUGUGUUGUUGUAAGUGAAAUAAAUAAUCCGUAAUUCAGAUAUUUUAUCAAUUAUACAUUUAAAUCAUGGACUUCGAAAGUCCUGAUGUAGAGAAAGAUUUUCCAGGAUUAUACGCGUCGGAAACUGGACGUAAAAGUAACGAAAGUGACUUUAGUGACGGUGGAGACCAUGAGAAACCUAGCAAAAAAGAUCUUCUUGGACGACGUAAAGAUAAAAAGGAGUCAAAAAAAGACAGAGGCUAUGCAGCUUUAGAAGGCGAAAGUUCUCCUGAAGAAGACACUGAUACAAAAAGUCCUUCAAAAAGUAAGAAGACUAAAUCAUUUAAAUUUCCAACUAAAAGUAAGGAAAAACGGGAAAAGUCAAGAGAUAAAGAAAAAGUUUUAGAUGAUGCAACAAAACAAAAGGAGCUUAGUGAAAAGGAGAAAAAAAAGGAAAAGGAGAGAGAAAAAGAGCGGGAGAAGGAAAAGAAAGAGAAAGAAAAGCGAGAAAAAUUAAGAGAAAAGGAUAAGGAGAAAGAAGAGAAAGCUAAAUUUAAGCUCGAAUCGAAAGAAAAGUUAAAAGAUGACAAGAAGGAAAAGGUAAAAGAGAAAGAAAAGGACAAGGUGAAAGAGAAAGAAAAGGAUAAAGUGAAAGAGAAAGAAAAGGAUAAAAAAGAUAAAAAGCUCACAAAGGUGCCGUCCACGGUGACGUCAGGGGUGCCGUUUGAAGAAAUAUUUACAUUGGGAGUUGCUCUACCAAUAUUCGGAGUACCGCUGCAACAGUCCGUGGAGCGCUCGCGAUGCCACGACGACACCGCUCUACCACUUGUCGUACGAGACAGUAUCGACUACUUACAGGCAUACGGCUUAAAAUCGAAUCAAAUAUAUCGGACUGAACCAGACAAGAUAAAGCUACAGCAGCUACGAAAACUGUAUACAGAUAGAGGGCCAACGUUUCCCUACCACUGGGAUGUGCCGGUCGCUUGUGCGAUAUUGAAAAGCUUUAUUAGCGAGUUGCCAGACUCAAUACUGACGCAAGAGCUACAUGGCCAGUUCGAACAGGCCACAGCGAUGGCAGAGCCUCAGCGAGAAGUGACCAUGACGGCGCUGAUCAGCAAACUACCGGCCUGCAACCACAGUCUACUGGGCUGGCUCAUGAGACACUUUGAAAGCGUUGUUGCUAACGAACAGACGAAUCACGCGAACAUUCAAACGAUAGCAACGGCAAUGGGUCCAGCGUUGAACAUGUCUCUCAACUUGAUCACUUACUUCAUCACGAAAGCUGAUAAGUUGUUCCCUGAAGUACGUCUCACAAAAUAUGUGCCUCCACUUUUGUCGAUCCCGGCCGAUUUCCCCGAAACGGCAAAUGAAAUAAGCGAAGAACUACGCAAGCAGGAGUCUCUGUUGAAUCAGAUCCACGCAGAGAUGCACGCCGGCUUCAUCACCAACGCCAGAGACCAGCAGCUGUGGGAGGCUCAGAGAAUCGUCACGCAACUGAAGAGAAAGCUCCGGUCGGUUCAGAAGUCAGUUGAACCGAAUGCGGCGCCCGUACAACAAGUUUCAACCGAUGAGAAACAAGAAGGUGAACCCAUCCGAGAGAACUCACAACCAAGCGAAACAAUCGCCAUUGAAGUCGAAACAAAAACGCCACAACCAAUCAUACAGACAGUCAGUGACGCAUUUCAAGGAACGAAAGAUUCUCCAAUUGCAUCCGACCCGACAUUCCCAGUAGAAUUCGAAGAUAAUUUCGAUUUUAAGCCAAGUGAAACUAAAGAAGUAACAGAAACGGAAGUACCAACAGAAAGAGUUAAGGAAAAACCUAAAUUCACAGAAAAAGAGCUCAAAGUACUGCAACUCCAAUUAGAAAAUGCAGAGUAUUUGCAAUUAAAAUCACUACUUCAAGCAAAAAUAAAUUCGGAACAGUUCGAAAUUGUUAAACUCAGAAGUCACGUUGCUUUAAAAAAUAAACAAGAAGGUAACAUACAGACUAGUAAGGAAAAUAAAGAGAAUUAUACGCCUGAAGAACAAGAAUUGAGACAAAAGUUGAUAAAAGAAAACGCCAUCUUGGAACAGAAAAGGCUGAAUUUGGUCAACCAGAUAUUUCAAGAGAGAGUUGCUUGUAUACAAUUGAAAAUCGAGUUGGCCAUGAAAGAAAUAAUGUCAAAAUCUUGAAUUAUUCAAUUACUAAACUGAAAUUUAUUUAUCCUAGAUUAAGUUUCGAUGUAUCAAUUGUCUUCGUCUAUUCCAAGUAUGUUAAAUGUUAUAAUUGUAAGAUAUUAGCGCACUGAUAUAAUAAAUACGUUAGUUUAACAUA
Molecule: messenger RNA, 2408 nt
Organism: Melitaea cinxia (Glanville fritillary)
Lineage: Eukaryota; Metazoa; Arthropoda; Insecta; Lepidoptera; Nymphalidae
Gene: Rlip
Product: ralA-binding protein 1
Exons: 11
Coding region: 182-2266 (694 amino acids)
Biological process (GO): small GTPase-mediated signal transduction
Molecular function (GO): small GTPase binding; GTPase activator activity
Source: RefSeq, a predicted model, not a curated record